Aspergillus oryzae RIB40 is the source of this 1005-nucleotide messenger RNA. RefSeq lists its product as uncharacterized. The record is from RefSeq and is a predicted model, not a curated record. The coding region runs from base 1 to 1005 and encodes 334 amino acids. The transcript has a single exon. Lineage: Eukaryota; Fungi; Ascomycota; Eurotiomycetes; Eurotiales; Aspergillaceae. Gene Ontology annotation, molecular function: hydrolase activity.
AUGAAUCCCAUUUUCUAUUUGAAAGUAUAUGUUAUACGCCUUCUAACUCGCCUAUUCGCCUGGCUUGACCGACGAGGCGGCCCAUUGCGACCACCUGGCCCAAAUUUGACAGUAAACAUCCCGUCAAUACUUUCCGAGUCUAAGGGUUCAUUCGAUGUGUUCUUCUAUUUUCCACCAGGAUAUGACCGCAACGAUCCCAAGGGAAACGGGUUUCCAGUCGUUCUCAACUUUCACGGCGGUGGUUAUUGCGUCGGACAUGCUCGCGACGACGAACGUUUCAUUGCCGAGUUGACCUCUCGCGGUGCCGUUGUUGCAAGUGUCAAUUACCGUCGAGCACCCGAGAGUCCAUAUCCAGUCGCGAUCGAAGAUUCCUUAGACGCAUUGCUUUACAUCUGGCGCAAUGCAGCCUCUUUAAAUAUUGACAAGCAUCGAACCGUUCUCGCUGGUUCAAGUGUUGGUGGCCACCUCGCCUUCACUUCCCUUCUCAUGCUCUGGAAGCGGAUGAAAGAUAAACGCCUCCAAAUUGAUCCUUCAAAUCUGGGAACCGUCAAAGGAAUAAUGGCUUUUUAUCCAGUCAUGGAUAUGACUAAGAGCCGUGCUGAGCGUGCUCAAUCCAACCCGGCAUUCUUGGCACUGAAAAAGAAGCCGGCAUCCUCUAAAAAGUUCAUCGGAUCUGUUUUCGACGAGGCUUUCUUCUGGAAACUGAAAGAAAAGCCAGACAAAGGCUUCAUGUACCUCUCUCCCGGGCUUGCGCCUGAGGAUUCGCUGAAAGAGGCUUUGCCUCCUAUCAUAUCGUUCAAACUUGCGGGUCUUGACUAUCUCUUGAGCGAGGAGAAAGAAGCAGUUCGUCGCCUGGGAUUGUUGGGGAAGAAAGUUGACUGUGAAGUUGUGGAAGGGGUUUCCCAUUAUUGGGACCAUAUGGCAAGAACACCGGAGAUGAAGGAACUGAGGGAUAAAUGCUUGGGAAAGGCUGCGGAGGAGAUAGAGCAAAUGUGGCAGAGCUGA